This is a messenger RNA of Cetraspora pellucida, 141 nucleotides long. NCBI's taxonomy places the organism in Eukaryota, Fungi, Glomeromycota, Glomeromycetes, Diversisporales, Gigasporaceae. The record is from the annotation of a GenBank genome assembly.
AACAUUAUGACAAUGAACCUGAACUUACUGAUGAAUGUAUUGAAGACAAUUAUAACUUGCAACAAAUGCAUAUUAACUCUAUGCUAAACAAUGUGUUAGAUGAUAAAAUUCAAGAAGCUUGGCAUGUAGUUAGACUUACAG